CACACUUCUACAUCCUUCCUCCUCCUUCCUCCAACCUCCCGAAGUCCCGAUCCAUCCGGCCCGAAACCCGCUGUUCAGUUUGCGAGAUUACGCACGAGCAUCCGAUUCCCAAGCCAGCCGAAGGAUAGCUCGGUCGGCGCCGCCACGUUCUUUCUACCCGUGAUUCGAUUCCAUCUCCAUCUCCCCCUAUUCUUCCGGCCGGCGAAUCUCGCUCGAGGAGCAAGAGUCCAUUUUUAGCACGGUGCCAGCCGAUCGAUCCCGUCCCGAACUCGGUUGCCGCGCACCAUCGUUGCUCACCCGCCCGCCACCACACCCACGCGCGCGCGCAAAUCCACGAGGACCCAGCGGGAUGGCCGGGAGCAUGCAGGCGGCGGAGGCGGCGGGCAGAAUCAGCGCGCUGCUCUCGCUGCUCGCGCUGCGCCGGAUCCUCGCCGUGCUGCAGCCCCUCGCGCUGCUCCUGCUGCUGCCGCUCCGAUGGCGCGCCGCGCAGCGCCACGGGGACGGCUCGACCUCAUCGGCAGGCACGGCCGACGCGCCGUCCUCCUCCGCGGCCAGCAGCGGGAAGAAGGGCAAGGCGUCGGCGGUCGUGCUAAGGGUGCCGGCCGGGUCGCCCAUGGCCACCGCGCGGCGGCAGGCGCUGGCGAGGCGCGAGGCGGCCGUGCGGCGGGCGAGGGAGGCUGGGAGGGAGUACGAGCUCGUCCCCACCGCGCGCGGCGAGACGCUCUUCACGCAGUGCUGGUGGCCGCACGGCUCCUCCGCCGUCAAGCCCAGGGCGAUUGUUCUGGUCAUGCACGGGUUGAACGAGCACAGUGGGAGGUACGAUUAUCUGGCCAAGCGGUUGAACGACAUGGACGUCAAGGUUUAUGGCAUGGACUGGACCGGCCACGGUGGAAGUGAUGGUCUUCAUGGAUACGUGCAGUCCCUCGACCAUGCCGUCCAAGACAUGAAAAUGUAUCUGAAGAAAGUCUCGGCUGAGAACCCCGGUGUCCCAUGCUUCUGCUUCGGGCACUCAACUGGCGGAGGCAUCAUUCUCAAGGCUGUGCUUGAUCCGGAGGUCAAUGCUCUUGUUAACGGCAUCAUCCUGACAUCGCCUGCUGUCCGUAUCCAGCCUGCCCACCCCAUCGUAGAGGCACUUGCCCCAGUUUUUGCACUGAUCGCGCCGAGGUACCAGUUCGCGGGCUCGAGCAAGAACGGGCCGGCGGUGUCGCGCGACCAAGAAGCCUUGAAAGUGAAGUACUCUGACCCGCUGGUGUUCACCGGCUCCAUCCGUGUCAGGACGGGGUACGAGAUCCUCCGGCUGACCUCCUACCUGCAGCAGCACCUCCACCGGAUCACCGUGCCGCUGCUGGUGUUGCACGGCGCCGACGACAUGGUGACCGACCCCGCCGGCUCGAAGAGCCUGCACCGGGAGGCCUCGACGCCGGACAAGUCCAUCCGGCUUUACGACGGGCUGCUCCACGACCUCCUCAUCGAGCCUGAGAAGGAGGUGGUCCUCGGCGACAUCGUCGACUGGCUGCGCCCCAGGAUCUGAUCUGACCACGCCGCCUCAACUAGGCUGUGCGUGGGAGCGGCGAUGCGUCUCCCUUACUGGUGACGACGCAAUUUUUGAUCGUCCGCGCGUCCUUCCUCGGUGGCGUCGCGGCCGGCGGUGGCGGCGCGAGCGCGGUGAAGCUUAGUAACUUAACUUACCUGGGGUGUCGGUGGGUUCUGUGGCUGAAUUUGGUCGGCCUCCCAGCGGUGUCCCGAGAUAUGUUCUUGACCCAUGUCCUGUUUUUGCCCGCUAGCUAGGGUGUGGGUGCUCAUUGCGUACCUACAGUAAGCUUAGUGUUCGUUCAUGUCGCCCUGCGUGGUGCACAAUAAUGGCGUAGACGCCUCUUCUCUCCUCCAGUUCCCUCCCACGAGAUUGAGGGGACAUUUUCCGUCGCGGUUCUAAUCAGAAUCGGCGGCAGAGUUGAUUAAUUUUGCAUGAAAUUUUUGCCUA
Molecule: messenger RNA, 1981 nt
Organism: Lolium rigidum
Lineage: Eukaryota; Viridiplantae; Streptophyta; Magnoliopsida; Poales; Poaceae
Product: monoacylglycerol lipase-like
Exons: 6
Coding region: 350-1531 (393 amino acids)
Cellular component (GO): membrane
Molecular function (GO): lipase activity
Source: RefSeq, a predicted model, not a curated record